This is a messenger RNA of Zalophus californianus (California sea lion), 872 nucleotides long. RefSeq names its product ribonuclease A family member 13 (inactive) (gene RNASE13). Lineage: Eukaryota; Metazoa; Chordata; Mammalia; Carnivora; Otariidae. Gene Ontology annotation, molecular function: nucleic acid binding. The record is from RefSeq and is a predicted model, not a curated record. Bases 1 to 462 code for a protein of 153 amino acids. The transcript has a single exon.
AUGGCACCAGCUGUGGCCCGGCUCCUGUUUCUCCAGCUUGUUAUAGGGCCAACUCUGGUUGUGGACAUCAAGGUGCAGAUUGCCAUCAAGAACUUCCGCCUAUUACACAUCGACUAUCCCCGGGUUAGCUACCCAAAGGGUUUCCAGGGCUAUUGUAAUGGUCUCAUGGCCUAUGUGCGGGGCAGAAAACAGAGCUGGUAUUGCCCCCAAAUCCAUUAUAUGGUGCAUGCCCCCUGGAGAGAGACCAAGAAGUUCUGCAAGUACAGCGAUAGCUUCUGUGAGAAUUACAAUGAAUACUGUACACUCACAGAGGACUCCUUCCCUGUCACGAUCUGCUCUCUGGCCUCUAGACAGCCGCCCACGAGCUGCCACUACAAUGACACCCUAACCAACCAAAGGCUCUACCUGCUCUGCUCUGGAAAGCAUGAUGCUGAACCGAUAGGUAUCAUCGGCCUCUACUAGGAAAGGCAGGCUUUCAUUCUGAACUGCCCCCUACUGCCACCACACACCAGCCUGUCCCUACUCCCAAACCUCUGAUCCCUGGUAUAAGGCUUCCUCCCUGACUUCAAAGGCAGGCAGGAUCCCCUCCCAAGAGACCAGAGAGGUAGGACAAAUGUCUCGAGCUUCAGUCACCAUGCAAAGUCAUACUGCCUUGUAGCCUCUUCCCAACUUGUUUACCUCCUUUCUUCCCCUACCAUCCUCCCUCUCCCACAGACAGUCUUACCCACCCAAGAAGCUGACUGUGUCCAGUUGGCAGUGACUGUCCAUCCACUGGGCCAGAUCCUGAUUCCUGGAUGGAGGCCCAGAGCCUCAGCUCACACCAUGGCAACCGGCACCCAGUUCCACGUCUCAACUCCCCAUCCCCACCACGC